AUGAUAAUGUGUUGUAAUUCAAAAAGAAUAAAAACGGGUGAAUCUCCUAACAGAUCAAAAUCAAAACCAAAACAACGAAACAGUGAAAUAUGUCCAAAGUUUACGAAAGAACGAUGGAUAGAAAUUAUGAAAAGAUCUUUUGAAGAUUAAGGCUAUUCAGAAUUAAGUUAUAAUUUAAGACAUAAUUUUCCUCUUGAUCUAAGAUGUUAAGUUUGGUUUUGGCUUACAGAAAAAGCUAGAAUCAAAAAUUUAUUAUACCAGAAACUAUAAUUUGAGUCACCAUCAGAACAAUAAAUAUAUAAAGAUCUUCACAGAAGUUUUCGAUCAAAAGGUAAUAAAAAAAGUUUAUCUGGUUCAUCUGAUUCUAGCUAAAUAAAUAAAAAUUAGGAAUCAGAAAAAGUUGAUUAGCAAAAAUUAGAUAAAUUGAAAAGGAUUCUUAUUGCAUAUUCAAACUUAGAUAAAGAAGUUAAAUAUGUUUAGGGAAUGAAUUUUAUAGCAUCUUCAAUACUUGAGUAAUUAGAAUAAGAAGAAUUAUGCUUUGUAGUUUUAAAUCACAUUUUAAAUAUCUAAAAUUAUAGAAAAGGUACAACAUUAUCUUAUUAUUAUUUAGUAUUUUUAAUGGAUAUGUCUAUAAUUGAAAUUAUUGAUAAGCGAAUUUAGUUUGAAGUUCCUCUAAUUUAUAAUAAAAUGUAAGAAUUAAAAGUCAAAUCACAAUAUUGUUUUGACACAUAUAUAUUUUCAUUGUUUUAACUUGUCAGGAGGGAAUUAGCACUUAGAAUUAUAGAUAUAUUCCUUUAUGAAAAAGAAUGUAAAAUAAAUUAAAUACAAAAAAGCCAUUUUGUAGACUGUUAUCAUUUAAUUACUUAAAAUGCAAUAAGUUGAAAUUCUGAAGUGCAAAGAGCAAGAUGAAAUGAUCAUUUAUAUAAGAAAUGAUCUUAUAGAAGAGGCCCUGGACAAAUUAGAUGAUGGAAAAGAUUAUUUAUCUUAAUUGCUUUCAAUCCAUUUGUGA
Molecule: messenger RNA, 1009 nt
Organism: Paramecium pentaurelia
Lineage: Eukaryota; Ciliophora; Oligohymenophorea; Peniculida; Parameciidae
Source: the annotation of a GenBank genome assembly